This is a messenger RNA of Candoia aspera, 1566 nucleotides long. RefSeq names its product chordin like 1 (gene CHRDL1). The transcript has 12 exons. Lineage: Eukaryota; Metazoa; Chordata; Lepidosauria; Squamata; Candoiidae. Gene Ontology annotation, biological process: negative regulation of BMP signaling pathway; cell differentiation. Gene Ontology annotation, molecular function: BMP binding. The record is from RefSeq and is a predicted model, not a curated record. Bases 109 to 1476 code for a protein of 455 amino acids.
GGCGGCGGGAGCGCACCGGCCGGCCGGAGAGAGACGCGCCGCUCGGCGUUGACUGCGCAGAGUUCCACCCCUUUUUACAUCAAAGGAUCUUUCGCUCCCCGUUCCUUGAUGGCAGCCAUGAAGAAAAAGUGGAAUCUGGAACACAUCCGCUUUAUUUUUGCAUGCUUGCUUUGCCUCAUUUUCACAGAGGAAAGUAAAACAGAACAAGGAAAAUAUUCAGAAACCUACUGCAUGUUUCAAGAUAAGAAGUAUCGCGUAGGAGAAAGGUGGCACCCUUACCUGGAACCCUAUGGAAUUGUUCACUGUCUCAGCUGUCUUUGCUCAGAGACUGGGAACGUGCUGUGCAGCAAAAUCAAGUGUCCGAGCUUGCAUUGUCCCACCCCAGUGUAUGAGCCCCAUUCAUGCUGUCCAAGGUGCCCAGAUGAACCAGUUGCUUCCGUAGGCAGUAAAACCGUUGGCAAGGCCUGUGAGUACAACGGGACCACUUACCAGCAUGGGGAGAUGUUUGUCACAGAGGGACUUUUCCAAAGUAGACAAGCCGAUCAGUGCGAGCAGUGCAGCUGUUCGGAAGGAAAUGUAUAUUGUGCCUUGAAGACGUGUCCCAAAUUAACUUGCUCUUCUCCAGUGUCCAUGCUGGACUCUUGCUGUCAAGUUUGCAAAGGAGAUGAAGAGUUACUGAUGGACAUGGAUAGUGACCUCAUUCGUCAGCCAGCCAACCGAGAAGUUAGGCAUUCUCCUCCCUUCCAUUUCGAGUCCCCAUCCAGCAGUUCUAGGCUGGCCAGCAUUGUCCCACGAUCUCCUGGGGGCAGAAGUAACCCAGGAUCUCUGCUAGAUAUGCAACAAGCAUCCGGCACCAUUGUACAGAUCUUCGUUAACAACCGACAAAAACUUGGACGAGUAUGUGUUUCAAAUGGAAAAACCUACUCACAUGGAGAAUCCUGGCAUCCAUACCUCCGGUUCUAUGGAAUAGUGGAGUGUGUCUUAUGUACCUGCAACAUGACCAAACAAGAAUGUAAAGCAAUUAAUUGUCCCCAUCAGUAUCCCUGUGAACAGCCAAAGAAAAUUGAAGGGAGAUGCUGCAAAGUUUGUCCAGAAGAAAGUCAGCUCCCUGAAGACGAAGACUAUUUCUGCGGUGAGGAGACGUUUCCAGUCUAUGAAGCCAUUUUCAACACAGAGGGAGAAACCAUCCAAAAAAUAGCCUUCGAAAAAAAUGAAACUUCACAAGUGGAGAUCCACACGUGGACUAUUAACAGAGGUAUCCUGAGACACUUUAACACUGAGACAAUAUCCAAGGAGGAAUUCAGAGAACUGUCACACUUCAAGCAGAUCACAAGGACAACUCUGAGUCAGUGGAAAAUAUUCAGCGAGGGAGAAGCGCAGAUCAACCAAAUGUGUGAAAAUCAAGAGUGCAGGACUGAACUGCGAGGACUGGUGAAGGUUUUGUACCUUGAGAAAUCCAAAGAGGACCACUGUUGAGGAGGCACUGGAAAAGGAAGAUGCAGGAAAACAGAUGGAUCUGCAGCGGGACUGCUGGUUUAUUUUGUUUGUCUUGAAGGUGCCCGAGGG